GCAUAAAUACUACAAGCUCUCUGGCAGAAGUUCACUCUUAACACAAUAGCAACACAAAGAGAGAAGUACCACCACAGAAACAGCGUCCGGCCAAGUUUAGUUGGUAGAUUUUUCUAAACUGCAAGAGGACUCUAAAGAUCAGACUUGUGCACAGUAUGGUGGCCUACACGACUGCACCUGGUGAUGUGGAGAUGGGUCCUGAGGAGAGGACGGUGGUGUUGGUGGAAAAGAAAUCCUCUGCUGUUCGGAUAUGGAAGGUGUCCGUGGCCCUUCUCAUUGUGGCCCUUUGUAUAGGAGGUGUCCUGCUGUUUGCUUGGUACUGGAGCGGAAAGCUAGACAUCACGACGCAAUCAGGCCAAAGAGAAGCACUAAUCAAGUCGGACACUGCUGAGAAAACAGAUCCCCACUACACUUUGAGUCGAAUCGGCAGCAAAGCCAAGGCAGCAAUCCACUUAGAGGGUAACUACGAAGACUGCGAGAGUUCGAAACACCAGCUCGAGUGGAGAAACGGUCAAGGCCAGGCGUUUGCUCAGGGUGGCUUCAAACUGGUGGACAACCAGAUCAUUAUCCCACAAACUGGCCUCUACUUUGUCUACAGCCAGGCGUCGUUCAGAGUCUCCUGCAGCGAUGGUGACGAGAAGGGAGCGGGCAGGCGCCUCAUGCCUCUCAGCCACAGGAUCUGGCGCUACUCAGACUCCAUAGGCAGCAGAGCCUCGCUGAUGAGCGCCGUGAGGUCAGCGUGUCAGAGCACGGCACAGGAGGACAGCGACGGAGACGGAAAGGGCUGGUACAACGCCAUUUAUCUGGGCGCAGUGUUUCAGCUGAACAAAGGAGACCGACUGUGGACAGAAACCAACCAGCUAUCGGAGCUGGAGACCGACGAGGGCAGAACCUUCUUUGGUGUGUUUGCACUUUGAAAUGACUCUUUAAUGUGAAACAAAGAAAGUCGAUACGAAGCUCUGCA
Epinephelus lanceolatus (giant grouper) is the source of this 964-nucleotide messenger RNA. RefSeq names its product tumor necrosis factor b (TNF superfamily, member 2) (gene tnfb). NCBI's taxonomy places the organism in Eukaryota, Metazoa, Chordata, Actinopteri, Perciformes, Serranidae. Gene Ontology annotation, biological process: immune response. Gene Ontology annotation, molecular function: tumor necrosis factor receptor binding. The record is from RefSeq and is a predicted model, not a curated record. Gene Ontology annotation, cellular component: membrane.